Messenger RNA from Saccostrea echinata, 1837 nucleotides. Its product is annotated as syntaxin-1A-like. The transcript has a single exon. The record is from RefSeq and is a predicted model, not a curated record. Bases 650 to 1588 code for a protein of 312 amino acids. Gene Ontology annotation, molecular function: SNARE binding; SNAP receptor activity. Lineage: Eukaryota; Metazoa; Mollusca; Bivalvia; Ostreida; Ostreidae. Gene Ontology annotation, cellular component: SNARE complex; endomembrane system; membrane. Gene Ontology annotation, biological process: intracellular protein transport; vesicle-mediated transport; vesicle fusion.
ACAUACAUUCAAGUACACUAGUAUAGGUUUUAUCAAGUGACAUUUAAUAUAUGCAGACCAGGAUUUUAUACCUGUAGGCAAUCCACGCCAUCUGCAGAUAAGACAUACAAGUAUUGAAUGAAACAGGGGAUUUAAAAAUAGAAUUGUAAAAUCCUGUAUUGAUUAAUCUACCUAAUUAUUAUGCAAGAGAUUAUUUUCAUUGUGUUGCCAUAUUCUGUUUGGGGGAUAAUCAUUGAUGUGUAACAAGAAUAACCCCCCAGAGUGCCUCAGUGUCAAGCUUCAAUGACUCACUGUGGUGUGUCCCCCAUUCAAUGACAAACUUCUUCAACUGUGAAAAAGAAAAAUAAGACAAGGAUUUCCCACUAACUGAAAGUCUCCAAAUUACCGAAAGUGAAACUAAUUUACUUCUUAGGACUGUGUUUGAUAGAAGUGUUUACACUGUGGUUAAUACUUGGAUAUUGUGAUCAACACUGAUCAGCAGGGACUUAAAUUUUCUACCUGGUCUUGUUAAUUGAUAGUAUAUGUGGAUUGUGUUCUACAAGAUAUUGAGAGCUAAUGGUUCAAUACAAGAUAAAGAAGCUAGUUCAUUGAGGGAUAUACCGAACAAUUGAUUGCCUUACUGUGGACGUUAGUAAACAGUGAAGAUAAAAUGACGAUUCGGGAUCGGUUACCAGAGUUUGAAGCCAAGCGAGAUCAGUAUGAGAGGGAAAGCAUGCGAGGAAAGAAAGGAAAGAAAUCCAAAAAAGAGGAGGAAGAUUUAUCUUUACCGGGGUUCCUCGAGAAAGUGAAGGGGAUGGAGGGGAAGCUGGCGCUGCUGAAAGCAGACGUCAGCGAACUCAAGAAAAUGCAGAACACAUUAUACUGUGCUCCCAAGGUGUCCGAGACAGAUAUACAAAGAAUGGAGAACCUGGCAGACAAGAUUCUGUCCAGCUCCAUCACCAUCAGGAAAGACAUUGAACUUCUGUCGUCUGCUGGUACUGACCCCAAGUCACAGAAAAAAGGACUGAUUCUGUCAAAUGCAGAACAACGUGUGCAGAGCAUGCAGAUUGAAAGGCUUUCUCAUGAACUUAGAACAACAAUGAAUGACUUCAGAACUAGCCAAGCUAGUUAUCUGGAGAGAACAAAGGCCAGACUGAAUAAACAGAGACAGAUAGCUGCAAUAACGGGUGACCCCCAGUAUGAUGUCAACACAAACUCGGUGAAUUUAGACCUGAAUUUUCAGAACACCAAUGCUUUCAUUGAUCCUUAUUUCCAGGAAUCCCAGAAAGCUAUUUCAGAGUUACAGGACCUUCAGGAGCGGGAGCAGGAAUUGAGUGACCUUGAGAGUCAGAUUCAUGAGGUCAACAUGUUGUUUAAGGAGAUGCAUGGACUCGUACAAGAUCAGGGUAAAAUGAUAGAUAAUAUAGAGAAACACGUAGAACUAGCGGUGGAGGACGUACAGAGCGGGAAUCAACAGUUAGAGGAGGCAAAGAAACAUCAGUGUGCCGCGAGGAAGAAAAAAAUCAUCUGCUUCUCCAUCUUAAUUACUAUUGUUGUAAUUGUCAUUAUAAUCAUUGUUGUGACGAUGACAAAUAGUGAUUCAGAGUGAAUAAGUUAGAGAGUGCUAUAUGUAGAACAACUGGAAAUCGUAAUGAGCACUGAACUACACAUACAUGUUCAUUUAUCAUAAAGAGUCAUUUAACGUCCAUUAUACAUGUACAUACAAUUAAAAAAUGGAUUUUCAGAUGAUAAAAUGCUACAGUAAAAUUUUUAUGAAAUAAGUUUUAUUUCCAAAAGCUUCACUUCACACUACAACUAAACCCUGAGGGCAAAAGGCUUGUGUAAAGAAUGUUUACAA